Messenger RNA from Photinus pyralis (common eastern firefly), 595 nucleotides. Its product is annotated as cyclin-dependent kinase 2-associated protein 1-like. Bases 27 to 299 code for a protein of 90 amino acids. Gene Ontology annotation, cellular component: cytoplasm; nucleus. The record is from RefSeq and is a predicted model, not a curated record. The transcript has a single exon. NCBI's taxonomy places the organism in Eukaryota, Metazoa, Arthropoda, Insecta, Coleoptera, Lampyridae.
GUUCAUAUGAUCUUGUAGUGAUCAACAUGGAGACUGUAGACAUACAAGCAGUAGAAUCGAAAUUGAGCGAUGUGACUGUAACCGCAAUUCCGAUGGUACCGAAGUCCGGCCAAAACCAACAACCGGGCCAGUCGAAGUACGCGCAACUUUUGGGCGUGAUCGAAGAAAUGGGACGCGAGGUCAGACCUACUUAUGCGGGCAGUCGAAGUUCUGCAGAGAGAUUAAAACGAGGAAUCGUUCACGCUAGGAUUUUAGUUCGAGAAUGCUUAAUAGAAACGGAACGGAGUGCUCGACAGUAACUGUUAAAGCGAGUAUUAAAUAAAUCGGGUUAUUUUAUAGUACAAAAGUGUGUUACGAAGAAACUUGUUAAUUUAGUUUGCACUCUGAGCCUAUUCGGAUGAAUGGGCUAAGUGUAGGUUUUAGUAAAAUCAAAGUAAAUAUGUUAAUGUUAUAGUCUAAUUACUCAGGUGUCUUACAAAUACGGAUCAUAUUUUUACAACUGUAUAAAAGUAUAAAUUUUGUAUAAAUCUACUGUAGUAUGUACCAAAUCACUUAAAGGCAAUUGUGAUUAGAUAAUAAAUGAUAGUUUUUUAAA